CAGAGGCAAAGCGGGCGGUAAAUACGAAAGAAGGAUAGCUCAUCUGCUAACCGGGGAAAAGUCAAAACAUAAACGUAGUGAUGUUACAGUGUCCGGCUUCGUUGUGCAGCUCAUCAGUAGGCAAAGGAGACAGCCUACAUCAGCAAGUUUUAUCUGCAUUUCCACUCUGUCAGCUGACUGAAGACGACCUGGUCCAGAAUCCUCUGUUUUGCAAACUUCUGGCCACUCUGUCCCAACAUGUGGAUCGCACCGGACUUACUUUACCCUUGAGAAAAGAGCUGGAGAAGGCAGAGAAGGAGCUCCGGUCACAGAAGCUGGGAUGGCUACGUUUGGAAAGCCUGUACAGGCUCCUACAGGAAAUGCUGCAAGAACAUCACUUCACUCAGCACCACUCCACCGCUGCUCCUACAGAGGAUAAGUUUUUCAGUACUCUGGAGAGGUGUUUGCUUGUGGCUCGGUGUGUCAGGCAUUUGGAUCCAAGCAGCACUGUCGGUCAGGACCAGCCUCUUAUCCUGGGACUCUCUGCUGAGAACGUGUUGAGUCAGCUGUCCCCCAAACAGGAUGUUUUGCAGAUGAAACAGAGGUUACCGACAGAACUGCAAAAGCACCUGAAGAAGAAGCUCUUCAACCUUCUCGCCUACUACCAGCCUGAGUGGGAGAACGAAAGCGAGGGACUGAAAUGUGUGAAGCUUUCUAAGCUGCCUGGACUGCUGGAAAGCGAGCGUAGCAGAGCGGAGAGUCUCGCUGAGAAAAACAGAGAAAAUGCCACUUUACUCCAGCGUCAAACUCACUCCUACCUCUCAGAACUACUUGAAUGCAUGCAGCUGCUACAGACACUGGUCCUGGAUCUCCGACUAAAAGUGCAGAAAGACCUUGACCGGAAGAAGAUUGAGUACUUUGAGGCCAAAUGUGAGAUUGGCAUUCAAAAAAUUAGAGCAGAGAUGUUGGAGGUGCAGCUUUACACCUACACAAGAGACAAGAUAGCAGCACAUCAGAAAAUUAUGGAGAAGCUCAGUGCUGAACUGAAGGCAGCACAGGUGGAGAAACAGUCGCUGGAAUCGAGACUGGCGUCCUUCGAGAUCUAUGGCAGGGAGUUUGAGGUCCUGGCUGAGGAGUACGCCAGACUGAAGCAGGAGGUUGCCACAAAAUCCUGGGCACUAAAAGAAUUUGCACCAUAGAUCACUGCAGACUGUUGAAUUUACCCCUUUACCAUAGAUCAGUAAAAAGAGUAGUGGUCGUUUACAUGAUUAAUAAAUAUGUGCAUUUUACUUGA
Molecule: messenger RNA, 1273 nt
Organism: Trichomycterus rosablanca
Lineage: Eukaryota; Metazoa; Chordata; Actinopteri; Siluriformes; Trichomycteridae
Gene: haus4
Product: HAUS augmin-like complex, subunit 4
Exons: 10
Coding region: 81-1178 (365 amino acids)
Biological process (GO): spindle assembly; centrosome cycle
Cellular component (GO): HAUS complex
Molecular function (GO): microtubule minus-end binding
Source: RefSeq, a predicted model, not a curated record